AUGGAAAAGAUCGACCUUUCGCUGAAUUCCAGGCAAAUUCUGGAAGCUUAUGACAAAGUUGUCAGAGGCGACACUUCCACCACGUAUGUGGUGUACACGGUGGACAAGAACCUGCUGUUGACCGUAGAUGAGACCGGAAACGGAUCUUUGGACGAGUUUGUCGAGCACUUCACUGACGGACACAUUCAAUUCGGGUUGGCCAGAGUAACUGUACCGGGAUCUGACGUCUCUAAGGUGCUCUUGUUGGGCUGGUGUCCGGAUAACUCGCCUUUGAAGCUGAGGUUAUCGUUUGCAACUAACUUUGCUGAAGUAUCCAAGGUGUUGAGUGGAUACCACAUCCAGAUCACUGCUAGAGACCAGGACGACUUGGAUACUGAAGAGUUUCUCAAAAGAGUGGGUGCUGCUGCCGGUGCUAGAUACUCCUUGAACACUGGAUCAAAUAUCAAGUCGAACGAUAGACCGGCACCCAAGACUGCGCCCAAGCCGUUCGUGACCAAGUCUGCUCCUACCCCAGCCAGUUCGUCGUCAGCGCCAUCGUACGUUCCUAAGUCAACAGGAAAGCCAAUUGCUCCUGUUGCCCCUAAGCCAGCUCUCCCAAAGCCAAAGGUGUUCGGAGCGCCAGCACCUACGUCCAAGUCUAACGAUGACGAUGACUGGGCAGGAGAAAAGGAAAUUGAGGCCAGAGAUUUCUCCCAGAAGCCCUUGGAAGACGUUCCUUCCUCCUACAAACCAACCAAGGUGAAUAUCGACGAGUUAAGAAAGCAGAAGUCGGACACCAUUUCUUCACAGCCAAAGCCAAACAACUUGAACGCAAAUGAUUCCAAGGAUGAAACUGAUGUCAAGCCUUUGUCAGAAAGAUUGAAGUCGUACGAGUCUUCGAGCCCAUCCGAUGGUAGAUUGACUUCAUUGCCUAAACCAAAGGUGAGUCACUCCGUUGCCUCUCGUUUCAGCCCAGCUUCAGAGUCUUCAGGCUCUGCUCCCUCUUUCGGAUCGAAGCCAAACUUUGGAGCCCCUUCAUACUCCAACAAGGAUAAAGUUGUAGGAGGAUUGUCUAAGAACUUUGGCUCAGAGGGUGGUAAGACCCCCGCUCAGCUCUGGGCAGAGAAGAGAGGUCAAUACAAGUCUGUUGCUUCUGAUUCCGAACCAGUUAAGUCUGGGGAAUUGGAAGAAAAGUUCUCUAAGGCUUCCAUUCAACCUGAACCAGAAGCUGAAGAAGAAGAGCCAGAGCCAGAGCCAGAGCCAGAGGAAAAAGAGGAAGAACGUGAAGUUACCCCAUCACUUCCUGUGCGUAGCUUGCCUCCUCCACCUGCUCCGGUCGCUGUUUCAGAGCCUGAGCCUGAAGAAGAAGAGCCAGAAGCUGAAGCUGAAGAAGAACCUGCAGCUGCUCCAUCUCUUCCAGGGCGUAGCUUGCCACCACCACCUGCCCCUGCUGCUGUUUCGGAACCUGCAGCUGAAUCUAAAUCUUCUAAACCAUCUGCUAUUGCUGAGUAUGACUACGAAAAGGAAGAAGACGAUGAAUUGGAAUUCAAGGAAGGAGAUUUAAUUGUGGAAAUCGACUUUAUAGACGAUGAUUGGUGUUCUGGUAAGCACUCUGUCUCUGGAUUAGUUGGUUUGUUCCCAGCCACAUACGUUGUUUUGAAGGAAGGCUCCGACUCCAAGCCAAUAUUUAGCAAUGCUGCUACCUCUGCUCCUGCUGCUGCAGAACCUGAACCUGAGGCUGCUGCUGAACCAGCUGUCGCCGAAAAGAAAGUCACAGCUGUUGCUGAUUACGACUACGAAAGAGAUGAAGACAAUGAAAUUUCCUUCAAGGAGGGUGAUUUGAUCAUUGACAUCGAAUUCUUCGAUGACGACUGGUGGCUGGGAACCCACGAAAAGACUGGUGAAAAGGGUGUCUUCCCAGCCAACCACGUAAAAUUGAACGAAUAA
Molecule: messenger RNA, 1926 nt
Organism: Dujonia railenensis
Lineage: Eukaryota; Fungi; Ascomycota; Pichiomycetes; Serinales; Debaryomycetaceae
Source: the annotation of a GenBank genome assembly